This is a messenger RNA of Schistosoma guineensis, 576 nucleotides long. NCBI's taxonomy places the organism in Eukaryota, Metazoa, Platyhelminthes, Trematoda, Strigeidida, Schistosomatidae. The record is from the annotation of a GenBank genome assembly.
AUGGGAAAUUUUGUUGGACCAAGAAAAAAAUUAUCAAGAGAAGAUUUAACAUUUCUUAAAGAGAAUACACAUUUUACUAAACGACAAAUUAAACAAUGGUAUAAUGGAUUUAUACGUGAUUGUCCAUCAGGUCAAUUAAGUAAAAAAAAAUUUAUUGAAGUCUAUUCUGGAUUUUUCCCUGAUGGUAAUGCGGAAAAAUUUUGUACACAUGUAUUUCGUACAUUUGAUAAAGAUAAUUCUGGUCGAAUUGAUUUUAAAGAAUUUUUAUUAGCUAUUAAUAUAACAUCAGGUGGUGAUCCAGAAGAGAAAUUAGAAUGGGCUUAUCAAAUGUAUGAUAUUGAUGGUAAUGGUACUAUAGAACGAACUGAAAUGGUUGAAAUUAUUCGAGCUAUUUAUUCAAUGCUUGGUACAGAUAAUACAGCUGUGGAUAUUAGUCCAGAAGCUAGAGCUGAAGAAAUAUUUGAAAAAAUGGAUGAAAAUGGUGAUGGUGUAUUAACACGUGAAGAAUUUAUGAAAGGAUGUAUGGAAGAUAGUCAACUUAAAGCUAUGCUAUUAGCUGAUGAUCCAAUUGAAUAA